Messenger RNA from Exophiala viscosa, 683 nucleotides. RefSeq lists its product as uncharacterized. The record is from RefSeq and is a predicted model, not a curated record. The transcript has a single exon. Lineage: Eukaryota; Fungi; Ascomycota; Eurotiomycetes; Chaetothyriales; Herpotrichiellaceae. Bases 145 to 606 code for a protein of 153 amino acids.
CUCCGGUCAAUUUCCAGUCUUUAUAGCCUCGAUUCAACAACUGUCUUUAUCCACACCCGCCUGUGGUCAUCGAGUAACCCAGGGGUCUCCAAAUUCGAAAUACCCUCGACCGUUGCCACUUUCGAAAGGUCACUCACUUUCAAAAUGAUACCACUAGCAGCAGUAAUAGUUCUUGGCAUCGUUGUCGCAGUGUCGGGGAUAACAUUCGUCAUUGCAAUGUUCAACGAAGCCAAAAGACUAAAGAACAUGGACGCCGACAUGAUCCUGCCUGUAACAGAAAGCGCUGCAGAGCCCGCAGCGGCGCCAGUGCGCCCAAUGCGGCAGGAUCCCCUCGCCCGCUCUGGAACUCCCGAGGCCGAAUACCCGCCUUCACUACCUGACGACGAUCUCGAGAGCCUUGCCGAAGCCGAGACCCCGCCACCACUUCCAACUCCCGUCAGAGAUAGCACAAACGAGAUUAUUCACUUAUACACCAAUGAAGCCCGCACGAUACUCUCCGGCGCAAGGACAGCUCCCGCUACGAUGACUGCUUUCGCCCAGGCGGACUCCAAGUGGGGAUAUAUCGGAUUGAAGCGUGCGCAGAGUAAUCUCUAUGAAGGGGCAUGAACAUGUUCAAUUUUGCAACAAUUGUCGUACAAGUAUGGAGAACAGGCAUUGUCUAUCCCACAAAAUGCUGACAGACG